This is a messenger RNA of Aspergillus steynii IBT 23096, 1404 nucleotides long. RefSeq names its product MFS general substrate transporter. Bases 1 to 1404 code for a protein of 467 amino acids. The transcript has 4 exons. Gene Ontology annotation, biological process: transmembrane transport. Gene Ontology annotation, molecular function: transmembrane transporter activity. Gene Ontology annotation, cellular component: membrane. The record is from RefSeq and is a predicted model, not a curated record. NCBI's taxonomy places the organism in Eukaryota, Fungi, Ascomycota, Eurotiomycetes, Eurotiales, Aspergillaceae.
AUGACCUCUACCUGGGAUGAUGAUCUCAAAGCCGACAUCUCGUCGGCCCAGAUCGAGAAUGCCGAAGAGGCUCUCUCGUUCACUCCCGAAGAGGAAAAAGCGCUCGUGAGAAAGAUCGAUCUGUACCUGCUGCCUAUGAUCUGGAUCAUGUAUCUCCUUUCGUACUUGGACCGUACCAACAUCGGGAAUGCAAAGAUCUCGGGCAUGGAAGACGAUCUGAAUCUGUCGUCGAACGAAUACUCCAUUGCAUUAGUCGUGUUCUUUGUCGGAUACGUCGUGUUCGAAGUUCCCAGCAACCUCAUCCUCAGUCGCUCGCGACCAUCCCUCUUCCUCCCCGGCAUCAUGGUCGUCUGGGGAGCUCUGACCUGCGUCAUGGCCGCUGUCCGGGACUUCAAGCACCUGGUUGUUCUGCGCGCGUUGCUCGGCUGCAUCGAAGCUGGAUUCGCUCCCGGCGUGCUUCUCGUGCUGUCGAACUGGUAUAAACGAACGGAGCAAUCGCGGCGCUUUGGCGUGUACAUCUCCGCUGCGAUUCUCUCCGGUGCGUUUGGCGGUCUUCUGGCGGCCGUCAUCACCGACGGAUUGGAAGGCGUGCACGGGAUCCGGGGCUGGCGAUGGCUCUUCAUCGUCGAAGGCGCUGCCACCGUUGGUGUCGGCUUUAUCGCCAUGUUCAUCCUGCUUGACUUCCCUGCCACCUCGCGCAAGCUCUCCGAGAGAGAGCGAUCCAUCGCAGUGGCGCGACUCGCCAGCGAGAACGUCACUUCCAUGACGGACGCCAGCGAGCGGUUGACUCAUGUCGAAGCCAUCGUGGUGUCGGUGAAGGACUGGCGAACGUGGAUGUUCGUGGUUGGAUAUAUGGUGAUCGUCGGCUCCAGUACCCUCUCCUACUUCUACCCAACCCUCGUCCAAGGCCUCUUCAACACCUCCUCGACCAAACAAGUCAACUUCCUCACCGUCCCCAUCUACGCCGUCGCCUUCGUCUGCACCGCCAUCACAGCCUACUACAGCGACCGUAUCCCGCUCUGGCGCGGCCUCGUCAUCGCCGCCUGGCUGACCUUCUCCCUCAUCUGCUCCGUCGCCGUCUGCCUCGUCUAUGACUUCACAGCCCGGUAUGCCCUCCUGGUCCUUAUGGCUGCCGGCCUGUGGGCCACGAACGGCGGGUGUCUGGCGUACGCGUCGUCUGCGUUCGCGGGACUCAGGCCCGAGGCGAGGGGCGUGAGUCUGGCGUUGGUGAAUGCGCUGGGGAAUCUGGCGCAGAUCUACGGGUCGUAUUUGUUUCCCGAGAAGGAUGGGCCGAAGUAUAUUAUGGGGUUUUCGGUGAUUUCGGCGAUGUUGGCGCUGGGGGUGGUGGUGUUUGUGGUGUUGCAUGUUUGGUUGAGGAGGAGGGUGAAGGUGGGGGGGUUGUAG